AUGCGCCCUGCAAUCGGCAUGCCUAUCAUGAUAAUAAGUCUGGUGCUGACUAUGCUAGCUCUUAUAGCUGGCAAAAGCCCUGGCUUCAUGGAGGAUUACCACAUUCUUUUGCUGAACACCUCCAUGCUGGAUCAAAACCUUCUUACGGCACAGACGAGCAGAGAGCUAGAUCCUUCACCCACAUCUUGUGAGUCUCUUGGCGGGACUCUAGGCAAUCUUUGCGCUAGCGCGACCGCAGCGUUAGAGUCGUCCGUCAGCUCCGACCUUGCGGAGCUUCCAAGCAUUGAAGACGAUAUUGCCGACAAGCUCGCGAAGGAGUUAGGGAUCAAGCAGUGGUAUUCUCUCCAUGUUAUGAACAUCUGCCAGGGCACUUUCACCCCGAACGUUACGACUCUCAGGGUUGGAUACAAUGUGAGCAGUUGUACGCAGCCUCUGAAUACUACCCUCCUCAAUAUUUCGACGCUCCUUGAUCACCAGCUAAAGAUGGGUCCUCUACAUCUGAACUUAAACAAGCUUGGCUUCACACAAGACUUCCAGGAUCAGCUAAACAAGAUUCCCGGGUUGUUCCAAGCUCUGACAGGCCUCUAUAUUUUGGCUAUUGCCUUUUCGGUCCUCUCUCUUCUUCUCUGUAUCUGGUGGCUCUAUCGACCUAUCUAUUGCAUGUCCUGA
Messenger RNA from Cryphonectria parasitica EP155, 669 nucleotides. RefSeq lists its product as uncharacterized. NCBI's taxonomy places the organism in Eukaryota, Fungi, Ascomycota, Sordariomycetes, Diaporthales, Cryphonectriaceae. Bases 1 to 669 code for a protein of 222 amino acids. The transcript is spliced from 2 exons. Gene Ontology annotation, cellular component: cell cortex of cell tip; plasma membrane. Gene Ontology annotation, biological process: fungal-type cell wall organization. The record is from RefSeq and is a predicted model, not a curated record.